AUGAGCGGUGAGGGCAAGGCGAGCGGUGCGUGCUUUCACUGCGGUCAUACUGGCCACUGGGCGAUGCAGUGCCCUACCGAGCCGAAGUGCUAUGCGUGUAAUCGCUCGGGCCACUUCGCACGAACGUGCGUGGACCCGCCUGCCUCGAGCCCGUGA
Messenger RNA from Phytophthora sojae, 156 nucleotides. RefSeq lists its product as hypothetical. The transcript has a single exon. Bases 1 to 156 code for a protein of 51 amino acids. NCBI's taxonomy places the organism in Eukaryota, Oomycota, Peronosporomycetes, Peronosporales, Peronosporaceae. Gene Ontology annotation, molecular function: nucleic acid binding; zinc ion binding. The record is from RefSeq and is a predicted model, not a curated record.